Cinara cedri is the source of this 297-nucleotide messenger RNA. NCBI's taxonomy places the organism in Eukaryota, Metazoa, Arthropoda, Insecta, Hemiptera, Aphididae. The record is from the annotation of a GenBank genome assembly.
AUGGUUGAAAAACGAAAAAAUGUUGUGUUAGGAUUCAAUCAAAAACUUGAAAUUAUUAAACGUUUGAAGAUAGGUGAAAUUACUAACAGUAUUGCUCAGAUUUAUGGUAUUAGGAGAACAACAGUGAAUGACGUUAAACGCGAUGCUAAAAAACUUGAGCAAUAUGUGACUCAAAUACAAAAUGUCAACGGAGAUUUAAGAAGUCGUAAAACUAUAAAACAGGCAAAAUAUGAGAAAUUUGACAACGCUAUGCAUCAGUGGUUUAUCCAAGCCGAAAUCAAAGAAUUCCACUUUUAG